AUUCGAUCCCCGCUCCAAAAACCUAAGAUUUUCCAAAGGGAUCUACCCCAAAGAAAAAGUAUAAAAACCCGUGUUCUGGUGGCUCCGGACACAAUCACACACAGUUUUUCAAGCAGUUUGCGCAGUUAUUCCGUUUAGCUCAAACAGUUUUUCGAGUAGUUCGGGGGCGCAAUCAAAGAGUAAAGUCAGUUGAUACCUUGUCGCGAUCGUCUCGUGGUGCAUCUCAAGUAGAAGGCCCAUCACCCUGACGACACCAUCCCGCAGCAGGGUGCCCACGCGUUUACAAAAAAAGGGGUCCGACGCUCAUAUAACGCCUUCCCUCAACGGGGCGCCUGCUCAGAACCACCGAACAUAGUCAACCCGACUUGAAACUAUCCUACAACGAUGAGAACUAAACAUUCGCCGCGACCCAACAAUCGUCGGAACCGCUCGGAUCUCUCGGCAUUUGCUCUCUGUUUAGCUAUAUUCCUCCCGCCAUACGUUAGAUACGCUGCGAGGGUCACCGUAAGACCCAUUAGAAUUAGGCGACACACCCCAUUUAAUAACGCCCGUACAAGCACUCACACGCAAACAGACCAACCUCCUCCAUUACCACCGAUUCCUCAGGAAUUUCCUCAACCACCUCCUCAACCCUUUCCCGUGUUCGACUUUCCUCUACUUCCUUCUCCUAGGUCUAUCUCUCCGUCUCUUGAAGAGUUCCUGGAGUACAGACCCCCUUCGCCUGUCCGCUUCUAUCCUCCUCCAGUAGAGGCUCAACUGGAGGAAUUCCCACGAAACGAUCCGGAGUUCGACAACAUAUCCGUCAACUCCGAAGCCACUACCGUCGAAUACGUCGCGGUUCCUCCCCCAUCUUCCUAA
This is a messenger RNA of Linepithema humile (Argentine ant), 858 nucleotides long. Lineage: Eukaryota; Metazoa; Arthropoda; Insecta; Hymenoptera; Formicidae. The record is from RefSeq and is a predicted model, not a curated record.